AUGUCUGACAGCACAGAGGGAAGAACAAGAACAAGUAGGAAACUGACCGACGCCUUUUCUGACUUUUGGACGCUGCGGGGAACUUUUUGUCCAUGUCACCAGCAAACCUGAGUCAAGGACACCCAUCAGCCUGUAGCAAAGCUCUUUGCGUUUUCCACGGAUUAAUUUAACCUGACCGGGAUUCGAUAACCUGGUUAUGGAUUUUAACCUGCUGACGGACAGUGAAGCCCGCAGCCCAGCGCUGUCGCUCUCCGACUCUGGGACUCCGCAGCACGACCAGGGAUGUAAAGGCCAGGACAACAGCGACACAGAGAAAUCCCACCAGAACCAGCUGGAUGAGUCCAGUGCUGAGGACGGCUCUCUGAAGAAGAAGCAGCGGCGGCAGAGGACUCAUUUCACUAGUCAGCAGCUCCAAGAGCUGGAGGCCACCUUCCAAAGAAACCGCUAUCCCGACAUGAGCACCAGAGAGGAAAUUGCAGUGUGGACCAACCUCACUGAGGCACGAGUCAGGGUGUGGUUCAAGAACCGCCGUGCUAAGUGGAGAAAGCGGGAGAGGAACCAGCAGGCAGAGUUAUGCAAAAAUGGCUUUGGUGCCCAGUUCAACGGACUCAUGCAGCCCUAUGAUGACAUGUAUACGGGCUACUCCUACAACAACUGGGCCACCAAGAGCCUAGCAAGCAGCCCACUCUCCGCCAAGAGCUUCCCAUUCUUUAACUCAAUGAAUGUAAGCCCCUUGUCAUCCCAGCCCAUGUUCUCUCCCCCCAGCUCCAUCCCCUCCAUGAACAUGGCCUCUAGCAUGGUGCCCUCAGCGGUGGCCGGGGUUCCCACUACGGGGCUCAACAACUUGGGCAACCUCAACAACCUCAAUAGCCCUACUGCGCUCAACUCGGUGGCAGUGACUGCAGCCACAUGCCCCUAUGCCACCACGGCAAGUCCCUACAUGUACAGAGACACCUGCAACUCCAGUCUGGCCAGUCUGCGGCUCAAGGCCAAGCAGCACACCAACUUUGCUUAUCCAGCAGUGCAGAAUCCUGUGUCCAACCUGAGCCCCUGCCAAUAUGCUGUGGACCGGCCGGUAUGAAGAAGAAACGCAGAUGACGACCCCUGACCCAACUGACCAGCUGUAAGUUACUAUUACCCCACUUCACAUCUCUUCAGUUCCAUCUCCAAACUGCCAGAUGUGGUGCAGACUGGCCAAUCAUGUUUUGAUGGUACACAAAGAGAAUAAUCUUCAAAACUGACAUAACAAAUAGAUAUGCCCAGAUGGACCACCGCACUUCAAAGGAAUUCUUUCCAGUUUGUGAGACUUUGUUGCUGAACUGACCAACUGCUUCAAAGGAUUUCUAAAGCUUAUAUCCAUUAUCAUUUUUUUCCUUCUUUUGAAUUGCAUGAUUAGUGUAAAUAUAGAAUCCAAGAGUAAAUAAAACAUGGAAUCUUCAACUGGACUGGUGGUCAACAUCUUGGCCCAAAAACAUUAAAAGUGAUUUCUGCUGCCGUUGCAGGAAAAGGGACCUGUGGUUGUGAUGCAAGAGAAAUGGAGAAUGUAUAUAAUGGACAUUUUUUUUGUUUUGUAUGUGACAAAAAAUAUAUGAAAACGUACUUCAAAGAUGAGAAAAGCAUGUUCAUCAAAAUCAAAGGCCCUAGGUUUAUGUACUAUGAGCACAUCUUUUAGGAACUUUAAACUUUGUUGUGAAUUUUUCUCCCCUUGGAAGGUCAUUGGUCAAAGUCAUCUUGGAUGGGCAAGAGGAGGGCAGUCCUGGAACGUGAACAUAACCUCAAGUGGUUUAACACAAAAACAACAAUUUACUCAUACAUAUACUCAUACACAUACCAGAACAUCAGCAAGAUUUUUCAAGUAAAACUCUAAAAGCCAUUAAGUAUAUAGAUUUGUGUGGUGUUAUUCCAAGGGAGUCCAUGACUGUAAAAAUGUAUGUAAGAGUGCAGUUGUCAUAACAAAAAACAAAACAAAAAAAGAAACUUUUUUUCCUGGUGUAGCCUGCUUUGUCUCAUUAAAGAACCAAUUAAAGGAUCUGUUUUUAUGAACUACAGAUGGACUUUGGCACUGAACGGAAAAGUAAACAUCCAUUCAUAUCUGUAAUCUACAGCCUACGGCUUUAGUUGAGUGACAUAGACCAAAACAUAAUGUUCUCGCAACAAUGAGCACAAUGUCAUGGAAACCCCGAAUCACUUCCAUGGCAACACUUACGCAAUGAUGAAGGGGAGUAGUAGGCUGGAGGGAGAGAGGUGGGGAGAUAUAGAUGUUCCUGAUGGCUGCUCAGUGAUAUGUUUGACCUACACUCUGAGUGGUAACCACAGGCUAUCCAGUAACACAGCAGGAAUUCACAGAGGCUGAGGCUGAAGCAGGGCCAGGAUUACAUAAGAGCUUCAAGGAGCGAGGUGUCCCAGCGGAGCCACAAACAAGGGGUUAGCAGCCCAUCAAUCCCCAUAAAUGUUUAUUGCUCUGACAUUUCAACUGUUGUUGUUGUUGUUUUUUUCACACUGAUUUCUAGGUAAAUUCUACAAAGUCAAAUUUGAAAUCACACAGCUUUUCUCAAAUGUCUCGUCAUGAGGGUGGAAAUGUUUCAACAUUUAGAUUACAUAACACUGAAAUUCUGCUGCUAAAUUUACCACACAAAUUCUUCUAUUGCCGCUUAUAACCACCGGUCAUAAAAUAUCUUUUAAAGCAGCAGUUCCCAAGAGAUGGGUUGUGGUCCAAAAGUGGGUCGCUGGUCCAUUCUGAAUGGACUGCAAAUGACUUGCAAACAUGUCAAGUUUGAAAAAAAAAAACCUUUAUUUUGAAGUGCAGUAAAUUUCUGUUGAGGUUUUAUUUGGAAUGCUGUUUCCUGCUGUACAGUGAGUGACUAGCGGACAUGAACUUGACAGAAACAGCAAGCUAGCUCGACAACACAGCCAAACGAAAGUAUGACGCUGAAUAUAUUUAACUGUGUGGACAUUAAACUAAUGACUAAAGAGAAAUCUUGUCCUUGUGGCUGGGCCAGUUGGGAACCACUGCUUUAAACAAUUGUUGAACAAAGAGGAAAAAAUAAAGGAGAAACUACAUUUUUAAAAAAUAAGUUUAAAAAGUACAAUGUGUUUUGGCAUAUAAAACAUGAACAUUAAAAGAAACAAUAGACUGGCAAUUAAUAUUCAUUUUUGACCUGGCAAUUAGUGCUUUCACAUAACAAUACAGUAUAUCAACUCCCCUCACUCACUCCAAAUUUAAUUGUGAGGCCAAAAAAUUGUAUUGUGUAAACCAGGGGCAUGCAACAUUUUUUAGGGCAAGGACCCUUUAGCUGAGAGAGAGACAGAGCAGGAACCACCCAUCAGGCAUUUUCCAAAGGGGGCCCUGAUAUUUGGUGAGGUAUUCUGACUUAGAUAUUCAGGCUGCAUUCCACCUCACGUUAACAUUGUCGGUAGCAAAACUGUAGGUAGCAAAAAGGCACAGUACCAAAAUAAUGAAAUAAGAUGAUAAAGCAUUGUCAUGAAAAAAUAUGGACUUUUAACAGAUUGAAAAGAUUCGACAACAUUCUGAAAGAAAACAAAAAUCUGAUAACUGUCUAUUUUUCCUAUUAUUAUCUUAUAAUUACAUAGGGCUCUCCAGGAGACUUUCUAAGACAUUGUAGAGCAUUUUGAAAACAGAGUUACAAAGUGCUUUACAUGUCAAUAAUUAAAACAGACAAGGCAUGUAAACAACAACUUUUAAAAGAACUGAUAAAAACACUUUAGUGUAUAAAAACAGAGGAAGUAAAAGACAGUUUAAAUGAACUUAAAACUCAAGUAAAAUCAGGAAAGGCUUACUGAUAAAAGUAUGUUUUAGGAAGGGACUUAAGAGAUCACUGAAUCAGCCAACCUGAUUUCCUUGGGCAGACUGUUUCAGAACUUCAGGGUACUAAGAUGUCAUAGAUAUAGCUGGGAGAGAGACCACGAAGAGCCUUAAAGAGCCUUUAAGUAAUCAGUAAAAUCUUAAAAUCUAUUGUAAAACAUAUUGGGAGCCAGUGUAAAGUAGGCUAAAACUGGAGUGAUGUGAUCAAGGUCUCUUGGUUCUGGUUAAAAUCUCUCAACUUAAUUUUGUACAGUU
This is a messenger RNA of Epinephelus fuscoguttatus (brown-marbled grouper), 4078 nucleotides long. It is a transcript of the gene pitx3, whose product is annotated as paired-like homeodomain 3. Gene Ontology annotation, molecular function: RNA polymerase II cis-regulatory region sequence-specific DNA binding; DNA-binding transcription factor activity, RNA polymerase II-specific. Gene Ontology annotation, cellular component: nucleus. The record is from RefSeq and is a predicted model, not a curated record. Lineage: Eukaryota; Metazoa; Chordata; Actinopteri; Perciformes; Serranidae. The coding region runs from base 197 to 1081 and encodes 294 amino acids. Gene Ontology annotation, biological process: anatomical structure morphogenesis; regulation of transcription by RNA polymerase II. The transcript is spliced from 4 exons.